AUGUCUCAGAACCCCGAUGCUGUUUCCAACCAGGGCGAGUUCGCCGGACACGUCAGGCCGAGUGAGCCCCUCAUGACAGGUGGACACCAGCCCGGAAAGAUCGUCUCAGAGGCGGACCGCGCUCCUGAGUUCCAUGCUGAGACCCUUCCUGCCGGCACAGCCCCCAAGGCUGACACAUACACACCCAACCCUGACAUUAACAACCAGAAGACCUUCACCAGUGCCUCGUCGACAUUGGUCGGUGCCGACUCCGGCUCCGUACACACUGGUCUUGGCCACCCAGGUCAGGGACAGUCGAGCUCUGAACUCCACGACAAAUCUAAGCAGAGUGGCGGUAGCGGUGGUCUUGCAGGAUUGAAGGAGAACUAUGGUCAGGGCAAUGUUGCGGAUCUGAAGGACGACCCAACACAUGCCAAGCAGAGGAACUUGAACCGUCCUGAGGCGGGAACAAGGGGUAACGUUGGUGGACAGGCGGCCCAAGAAAUGGAGCCUGAGCAAGCCGCGCAGGUGAAUACUAGCAGGUAG
Molecule: messenger RNA, 525 nt
Organism: Ascochyta rabiei
Lineage: Eukaryota; Fungi; Ascomycota; Dothideomycetes; Pleosporales; Didymellaceae
Exons: 2
Coding region: 1-525 (174 amino acids)
Source: RefSeq, a predicted model, not a curated record